Pimephales promelas (fathead minnow) is the source of this 2170-nucleotide messenger RNA. It is a transcript of the gene lman2la, whose product is annotated as lectin, mannose-binding 2-like a. The record is from RefSeq and is a predicted model, not a curated record. Gene Ontology annotation, cellular component: Golgi membrane; endoplasmic reticulum-Golgi intermediate compartment; endoplasmic reticulum membrane. Gene Ontology annotation, molecular function: D-mannose binding. Gene Ontology annotation, biological process: endoplasmic reticulum to Golgi vesicle-mediated transport. Lineage: Eukaryota; Metazoa; Chordata; Actinopteri; Cypriniformes; Leuciscidae.
AUCAGGUGACAGCGUGAGGCGACAGCAGGACUCGAUGAGCGCGAGCGUGAGUCCAGCGACGCGUUUGAAAAUCGUUGAAUUUAAACAAUGAUUUCAAGAUCGUCGCUGGUUUUAUUUGCAGUUUUCUGCUUUGGUUUAUGCGAUGAUGGCCAUGAAAUGGAAGAGUUUUUAAAGAGAGAGUACUCCCUGUCCAAACCUUACCAGGGUGUGGGCGUCUCGGGCUCGUCUCAUUGGGAGUUGAUGGGAGAUGCUCUGAUCACUACGGAUCAUGUUCGUCUCACUCCAGAUCAGCAGAGCAAACAGGGAGCCAUAUGGAGCCGAAUGCCAUGUCACCUGAGGGAUUGGGAACUACAGGUUCACUUUAAGGUUCACGGUCGAGGGAAGAAGAAUCUGAACGGUGACGGUCUGGCGGUCUGGUACACGAAGGAGCGCAUGAGGAAAGGUCCAGUGUUCGGGAACCGGGAUUUCUUCACUGGACUCGGUGUGUUUGUGGACACGUAUCCCAACGAGGAGAAACUUCUGGAGGCUCAGAGGAAGCGAUACACGCCACGCACGCAGCGUAUCUUCCCGUACGUGCUAGCUAUGGUAGGCAACGGCUCGAUCAGCUACGACCACGAUCGGGACGGGCGGCCCUCAGAACUGGGCGGCUGCAGCGCGACGGUGCGAAACCUGAAGCACGACAGCUUUCUGUUCAUCCGAUACGUGCGCCGCAGACUCACGAUCAUGCUGGAUAUCGACGGGCAGCACGAGUGGAGAGAUUGCCUGGAUGUUCCCGGGGUCCGUCUGCCGCAGGGCUUCUACUUCGGAGCGUCAGCCGUCACUGGAGAUCUGUCAGAUAACCAUGACCUGAUCUCCAUGAAGCUGUACCAGCUGACGGUCCUGCGCAGCAAACAGGAGGACGAGGAGCAGGAGGAGGUUCUGGUUCCCAGCGUCGACAACAUGGAGCUCCUGAGACCGUACGCAGACGAGGAGGGCAUGAGCAGCAUCAGUAUCUUCUUCUGUGUGCUCUUCUCCAUGCUGGGAGUGUUUCUGCUGGUGGUGGUGGGACUGGUUCUGUACGGGCACUGGAGCGAAAGCCGGCGCAAGCGUUUCUACUGACACACACACACACACACACACACACACUCUGUUGAGGCUAAUAACCUCAGCAAUGAACAAUCGACCUGUCGUCAUGAUGAUGACGAUGAUGAAGAUGUGAUGGGCAUCACGAGUCUCGGAUGUGAAUGUCUUUCUCAAACUCCUGCUGCCUUCAUUCUUUCCUCCAGUGCUAUAUUUAUUGUAUAUUAUAUAUUUAUUAAUUGUUUGUACAGGACGUCUAACAUCUUGUCAUCUGUCCAGAUUCAGAUGGGAAAUGUGAGGAGCCCAUGGAAUCAGAAUUAACGUUUUGUUGAUUUUUGUCUCUCUGUUAUCUGUACGCCACUGUUGAGUCACUGGUGAUUCACACACACACACACACACACACACACACACACACACACGGGUAAUCCGCUCAGGACACCAGUCCCGUCUGUCAUGGAAUCAAAGAUCAAUUUUCAGGAUCCGCGGUUCAUGUAUCUCACAUUUAUAGUUAAAAGUAAAUGUUGAAAAUCUAUAAAAACAUGCUUGAUAUUUCCAUGCAUUAUUAGGAACCUCUGAAGUUUGAUACUGAACUCGUGAUGGAUAAGACAUCUCUUCAUUUACUGCUACACACAUAACGGUCAGAUGAUUUACGUCAUGCUAAUGCAGUUCCACAAACGCCAACAUAACGUUUGAGUCUAUUUAAAAGAACGUUGUGGUCAAUUGUAGGGUUAGUCAAAUGGUAUAUAUGUAAAUAGGUACAUCAGAAACACAGAGACGACUGAGUGCCAAAGCUGGUUUAUUGUUUUUAUUACAAAAAUAAAAUACAAAUGACUAUAGACACAGCAGACGUCUUACUAAAUAACGCGUCAGUAGAAACGCCACACGGCUGUCAGUGCUGCAAUUACACACCAAACACGGCUGUAGGUCUGAGCAUCUUCAUCAUCAUCAUCAUCUGCAGUACGCAACCCUGACGGACGCUCAGAUGUGCAUUACACACCUCAGCUCCACGAUAAGAAACGAGUAUGAAGUCCGAACACCUCGACGUGCUUUACAGAAGAGCUGGCGCUGUGAUUCGGCUUGAUGUUAAACGUCACUUAUUAUUAAACACACA